Molecule: messenger RNA, 903 nt
Organism: Sclerotinia borealis F-4128
Lineage: Eukaryota; Fungi; Ascomycota; Leotiomycetes; Helotiales; Sclerotiniaceae
Source: the annotation of a GenBank genome assembly
AUGUCUACCACGGUCUGGCCAUCGUUACCUGCCCAUGAGUUAAGGAAAGAAGAGGACGAUUCUACGGAACGUGAAUUAUCAUGGCUUCUAGACUCACUUCAGGAAACUUUAGCUUCACUAAAGACGGGUCUCGAAGAUUGUUAUGCACUUCUCGCGCCAGUUGAGCCGGGAUCUACACUUGUUAUGUCGUCACCUCGUUCCGAGUACCUGAAGGGACAUAUUACACGCGUUGGUACUCAGGUGGUUAAAGGAACCCUUCACCUGCGCCUGAAGUCCAUCCCACCAAUUUCCCUUUCCCUCUCCCCAACCCUGCCUCUGCUCCUCGAACCUCUCACCCAACUCCGCACACUCCUAAACCAAAGUCUCGAUUGCGUCGAUAUAACCCGCUGGACCGGCGAUCGUCACUCUGCCCCAUUCAUAUCCUCGCAACUACAUCUGCUGCACAGUAUCCUUACCGAAACCAAGCUCGUCCUUAAAGGUCCCUCUCUCCUCGAGUCUCCCACUCAAACCCCCGCCUCCUUGAACUGGGCGCAUAACCCCGUUGACCCGGAUAUAUUUGAUCCCUCUUUACCCUCCAACCUCUCUCUCGAUCUCACUAUCUCCGAUGGUUCAUUACUGCUUACAAUACGAGUUCUUGAGCCCGUUGCACAGCAGGUGAAUAUCGGAAGUAGGAUAGCGUUUGCGAUAGGUGCGCAAAGGAGACUAGAACAUGAUGAAAUGGACGAGGUGUUUAUGUAUAAAGGGGAAGAGGUGAGGGUUAAGGAGAAAGUGAGGGUGGAGAGUGCAGAUCCAAAGCUGAUGAGUGUCUUGGCUAAGGUGGCGGCGUUGGAGCAUACGGUUGAGGGGGCGAGGGCAGGGUUGAAAAUUGUCAUGGGUGGCGAUGAGGAAGGGAGUGAGGAAUAG